AUGUGUCGGCAAUGUACGACUAUAGAUCCGGGUUCAGAGGAGUCAUGCUCAAUAACCUUUCGCAUCCGCAUCCGGGAGAUUUUGGACCGUAUCGAUCAUCUCUUACGGUGUUGCAACAAUCUUGAAGACCGGUAUAGAGAGGCAGGUAUCGUUUUCCACAAAACCGAACGCGCAUGUCGCCUUGCAUGCGAACGGAACACCGAGUGGGCAAUUCUUUACGCCAACCUCGAAAAAGCUUUUCUUAUUGACAGCUACGAAGAUAUCUUUGCUCCUCUCAAGGACAUGGAAACACGUCUCAUGAAACUUCGCAUAAAAGUGCAGCACGUUCCAUCGGCUGCUACGGCGGGCGAGCUCAUGGUUGCGUUCUGGCAUGACUUGGCUCCUCCGACCGAUGCUCUGAUAGCGGAGUUUGGGACGUUCAAACAGUACAUUAGUAAACUUCAGUCGGACGCUUAUACCCUACGGUUGUUCAACAAGAAGUAUUUUCAGGUGAAUGAUUUGGGCGUUCAUAACGCUUGGUAUGAUCCUGUGGUGGAUAUGAUCAACAACAAACGAACUGUGCGGAGCCGUGUCGGUGAAUUCACGCUGUUUGCUGACUGGGUUCAUAGCUUACCAGAGGCGCAGCGCGCCCUGGAGGUCCAAGCUGGGCAUGAUGGUUACAAUCCUUCUGGGACCCUAUUUGAAGACAGGCUGUUUGCUUAUUCGAUGGACUUGAUAUGGCGUACGAAUGAGAGGUUUAUACCUAAUCGUCAUCAGCCCAGUCGUGGUCUGCAGCACGGAGGAACUUGA
Alternaria alternata is the source of this 789-nucleotide messenger RNA. RefSeq lists its product as hypothetical. Bases 1 to 789 code for a protein of 262 amino acids. The transcript has a single exon. The record is from RefSeq and is a predicted model, not a curated record. NCBI's taxonomy places the organism in Eukaryota, Fungi, Ascomycota, Dothideomycetes, Pleosporales, Pleosporaceae.